Molecule: messenger RNA, 3074 nt
Organism: Vitrella brassicaformis
Lineage: Eukaryota; Vitrellaceae
Source: the annotation of a GenBank genome assembly
GGGCGUGAAGCAUACCAUGUGAACCGGCAUAGAGUGCUGAUCAACAUGGGGGUCGCAGCAUCCCCUCACGCCUUCACCAGCGAGUUUUUUCCCUAGCCCGACUGACAAGGGAAGAUCCGCCGCGCCACGCAGAGCACGUGUGGGCGCAAGCUGAUCCGGCCAUUCGAGAGCCACUGACAGCCACUCUCAACCACUCAUAGGUCCCAUCCCUGCCCGGCCCGAUCUUACCUCUGAAACACCCAAGCCGCUUCAAUGGAGGCAGCCAGCGGCAGCACGUCCCAGCAAGUAGACACAUUGCUGGCUGCACUCACCGCCCGCAUCAAGGCCGCAUUCGCCGCCCUCAGCAGAAGGCGGGAGAGAGCUGCUGCAGAGAGGAGAGCACUAGAGGCUGCUGCAGAGAGGAGAGCACUGGACGGCGUGACGGAACCGAACGACAAGGAGACGCUGCAGCUCUGUGUCGGCGGCCAGGCCUUCAGUGUGCGAAGGUCUGUGUUGCGGGCGGUCAAGGGCUCGGUGCUGGCAGAGAUCUUCAGCGGCAGAUGGGAUGGCCGGCUGCUGCGUCACAAUGGGCAGAUCUUCCUCGAUGUUGACCCAACUGUAGGCGGGAGGACGGGGAGAGUGACUGUCCGUGUGACUGUCUGUCUGUCUGUCUGUCUUUCUGCUUGCUUCAUGCAGGUCUUCCGUGCUUUGCUGACGAGGGUGAUGGUGUUCGACCAAAACAGCAGCCAUGGCCACGGCCACUGCCAGUUCCACAUCGCCCCAGAUGACCCGAUGAGAGACGACCCCGGUCUCCUGUUCUACGCCGACCUGCUGCUGACCUCCGGCCAACUGUCUGACCCCCUAGACACGCCAUCUCUUCCUUCACCCUCCCCGUCCCCCCACCACGCAGCAGCCUCCUUUCUGUCCGCCAACCCCUGUUUCCCGCCAUCUUUGUCUGACGCGCUGCAUCACUUCGAGCGGAUCGCCCGCUGCCUGCAGGAGGAAACUGCACGGGUCGACGCGGCCGUGGAGGAGUGGGCGGAGAGGCUUGCACGUGAGGAGCGUCGGUACGCGGCUGUGCGGCCCUUCCUGUCGACAGGUGACGAUAGCGUGCUGUCUGUGGAGGUGAGUGUGGACCGUUCGGUGGUGGCGACCUCGUCUGCGACGAUGGAGGUGGCGACCAUCGGCACGGAUGACAGGGGGCUGCCCAGACCGAUCAUGAACCGCUUCGUCCGGUAGGUCGACAGACCCAUGUAUCGCGCGUGUGGAUGGAAUUCCCUUCUGCCAGGUGGCAGACGCCAAUCGAUUCCAUCCCUCCCUGCCACUUCAAUAAGAUGGUCGACCUCUGUCGUCGAGCGAGACUCACGGCCGCCACGUCAACUGCCACCCCGCCCACCGACCCUUCCUCAGACCGUCCCCUCAUCUUCACCCCCCUGCUGGCUCCAUCAGAACGCACCGCCUUCUCACAGUGCUGCGACAUGUACGGCGUCGACGAGGGCACCGACCCGCACACACGAGUGCCGAAUGGGAGCAGCCUCGUGGCGAGCUUCUACGACUGGUGGAUCAUCAACCGGUGCGUGGGGGCGGUGCAGGGCCGGCCGCUGCGGCUCCUGUUCAGCAGCAGCAUACAUGGAUGGCUGUAUGCCACUCUGGCGAGGCGGGUGCGGAACAUGAGCCGGCUGCUGUUUCUGGUUCGAUCUGGGUGUGAGGUCGUCGGCGUGUACGUGGAGGGACCAUUUCGACUCCCCGCAACGUCGCUCGAGGGCUCCCAUGAGCUCCACACAAAAGGUGCGCCUUCACGACACAAACGACCAACCAUUCAGCCCCUUCCCCUCUCUCCGUCCGGUUUGUCAGUGUCACUAUUCAAGCUUCGUGGCAGCAGGCGCAACCCGUACAUCGGCCCACUGCACCUCUCCCCCACCCACCACGCCGUCGACCGCCUCAUGUGCGCAUCACUCACCGACGACGCCGCCAUACAGGGAUUCGACACGCACAGAGAACGGAACGGCCUCGGCAAGCUGUCGUUCGCGAGCGGCCGGCUGUGGCUGGCGUACGGUGCGUCUUAUGGGGAGGCGAGCACGCUGCGGCAGAUGAGUGGAGGGAUGUUAGAGGGGGAGGGCGAUGCCAUGGCGGGCCGGGGGUGGCUGGGGGCUCGGGUGAGGGAUGAGGGGUCGUUUUACCCCUAUGCGGUGGUCGGGGGGAGCAAUGUGGCGGCGGUUGAUGAGGUGGAGGUGCUCAUGGUCGAUUGACUAACCCGACUGACUGCCCUCUGCGCAUCCCAUCCAUGUGCAUGCCAUCCAUGCUGUGUACGCUGUGGGAUGGAUGCUGCCACUGGGUUGCGCUUUAUUAUCUAUCAUUGUCUGUCAUUAUUGUGUGUGUAUGUGGUCAAUGACUCGUGAUUUGGGUCGCUGUCAGUUUCCUGUUGACGCGCCAGUGCUAUCUAUGUGUAGAGGCUGGACGUGCUUGGGAGUUUUGCCCAUGUGUGUCCCUGUGCCCUGGUCUGUCGCCGGCCAUCGACGCGUACCGGUCCCUCGGUGCAACGAGGGGCGAGUCCACGUCAAUCGCCAACGGCCGACCAAGACACGGACAGACAGAUGGGCAAGGGGUUCUGCUUUGCUCCUUGCCGAUGAGUGCAUUCGUCCGAUUCGUUCCCUGUCUGCGUGUCCGCAACGUUUCGGCUGCAAAUCUGUGUGCCUCUCCUUUGCAUGUCGUCUGCGGAUGGCUCCUCGCCCCUCGCUGCAGCGGGGGGGCGGGUAGACGUUCACGGGCGAGGGAUCACCAGAGGACGGGCACACAGAGGGCCGUAUGGUCGGUGAGGGAUGGCUAUGUGAAUGUGUGUGUGUGUAUAUUGAUUUGUAUAUCUGUCAUUUGUGUAUAGGGCCACGAUCCGAUCCUUUCGGUGGCCUGGCCUGUGUCUGCUAGAAUAUGUACACUAAGACACACUGGUGUGCUGUACCGAUACAGGGAGGGAGGGAGGGAGGGCGGCUGUGGUGUCGACAUGACUGCAGGCAGCAUGUUGGGCGACAACACUGGUACUCAUGCCGCGAUGUCUGUGCUGCGUGUAUGUGCGUGUGUGUGUGCGUGUGUGUGUGUGU